Xyrichtys novacula (pearly razorfish) is the source of this 21312-nucleotide messenger RNA. The record is from the annotation of a GenBank genome assembly. NCBI's taxonomy places the organism in Eukaryota, Metazoa, Chordata, Actinopteri, Labriformes, Labridae.
CUGUGUUUUGACCUGUGUCGACUGUGUAUGUGUGUGUGUAGUAAAACAGAUCCGUCAUCUCUGUGUGUGUUUGUGCUCAGACUCCUCUCUUCUUCUUCGGAGUCGUCUUACAGCUGCAGAGUUUUAUUUAAAGAUGACUCUCGCACACACACUGCGACGUCACUGCGCACGGGGUGACGUCACGCGGCGGAGGCGCGACAACAACAAGUGAGUUAGCUGCGAGCUAACGUCGGCCGUCUACCGUCCGUCCGUCCGUGUGUCAGUGUCAAACAGGUACGAACAACAACAGGCCGCCGCUCAGGUGAGCAGAGCUAACAGGCUAAGAGGCUAAUCCGAGGUGGAGGAGAAUCCGGAUUAAACCCGAGGAUUGGAGCUGAGAGCCCGGCCUGCAGGCUGCUGAACACGGUGAGCUUCAUCUGUUAUCACCUGCUGAGAGCGAACACCUGAAACACCACACAGCGUCUUCAUUAUCAUCUCCAUCACCAGCUGCUGCAGCUCUGACCCCUGUUAAGUCACUCUGAUAAGAACUGAUGAGCUCAUUUUAAACGUGAAAGCUGCAUGUUAAAGACAGCACGACACACACAGACACACAGUACAAGACAAAUUAUAGAUAGAUACAUAGAUAGAUAGAUAGAUCUACCUAUAUGAAUUACCGCUUUCAUUAGAAAAGGCACCUGCACUAAUGUCUCCAUUCAAGCUGCACAGUAUGUCUCAUUUAAUGCUGCUUUAGUAUUUGCAGUAUAGACAUUCUCAAUAAAUGAAGAAAGGAUUCAACAUUGAAAAUCAUUGCUUUCUCACUCACUUUGCACAUUUCCUUGGUCUCAUGGCCAUGCUUUUACACCACUGUGAUUGUGAUGCAGUCAGAUAAAGCUGCAGCCAUUUGUUGGCUCACCUCAAAUGAACUGGUGAGACUUUUUCACUGGAAAAGCAGCUUUCAGCGUGCUCAUUGGUGAAACAUGAUGAACAGCAGAUGGGUGACAAGAACUGUUAUUUUAGCUUACGGUGCUUUUUGACUGCAGGAACUCUCCUGAGGAAUUAUGGACCUUCUGAGGAACUGUGUGUCUUCCAACUGCAAGAACUAGGGUCUACAGCUAAAUCUCAGUCUCCUUUCUAAACCCUAAACCCUUGGUCUUUAAGGAUUUUAUUAACCUCACCUAAAAAUGAGUGAAUGCAUGAAGCUGCCAUGAUAUUAGAAUGGGGCAUUACUUUGCAACUUCCCUCAAAACAUAAACGAACAACAUCCUGACAUGUUUUACUUUCACCAAUAUCUUCUUUCCUUCUGAAACAUAAAGCAACGUAUGAAAAAUGAACAGUUUUCCCUUCUGCUUCCUGAAACGAGGCAGACGGUCUGAUACCAGUGGUUUUGAGUUAUAACAUACAGAGUUGUGCUGUGGAUAUUCUGCAGUUUAUCUGCUUAAACGUGGAUACAGUUAAAUAACUAAAGGAAAAAUACCCUUACUAUUGAAGACUGCAUCUAACAGGUGAAACGCUCAUACUGAGUGAGGAAACAGUGAUUUUUCUAAGUGAAAGAAUCCCUUGUGUAGAUAUUUGGGAUGUGUUUGUAGCAAAUGCUCAUAUUGCACUACUGAUACAUUUGAGAAUUACUGUGCAGCUCUGUCAGUUUCUUUUCAAUGUCUUUGUAGCAGUUGUCUUCAUGACUAGAAGUGUUUACAAUCUGUAUGUCAUUUCCUAACAGAGAUGGCCGAGAUGAUUGCAUUGUCAGCAUCCUCAAGUCAGCACAUCAGUGAGAUCAUGUGCAAUCAUCUAUGUGUGCAAAAUAAAUCACUAAAGUAAACAAAUGUAAAACAGUUUAAGAAGAGGUUAACAAAAUGUCACUCACUCUACAUCCCCAUGGUCUCUUCUGUGAAUCUUUGAUGCUGUGCAGGGAUGUUAGACUUAAACAAGAGGGCCAUUGAAGAUAAUCUCCGGUAAUUCUCUGACAAACGGAAUAUCUUGUCAUUCAACGCCCACAAAUAGUGGGAAAACUUAAUGUACGAUUUUUACAGAUUAUAACUAUGAUGGAAUGAAUUGGUCCUUUUCUUCAUCUCAGUUACAGCAAAUGAACUUUCAGUAACUGGGUUUGUUCCUUGUAGAAGCUGACAAAGAAAUAAUAAAAAUGAAUAUUUGAUCUUUUAAUUUAUGAAUUAAGAUCGCAUCAUCCUGUUUCCGUUAUUUAUUUCUCCAAAUAUUGAUCCUACUCUAUAAUUUGCCUCAUAUUUUCCUGACAUGUUCUGGAGGUUUCUCAAAGUUGACCAUUAUUCUUAUUUCAGGAAACUCAUCAAGUAAAUUUUCCUUUUUCAUUUAGAUUUUUUCUCAUUACCAGCAAUUUAAGUCUCCUUUUUGCCCUGUAACAUCUUUAAAAUAUCUAUCUGGACUUAUGUGAAUUUGGCUCAGAUUGAGGUCCAAUAAGGCACUUUAGAGUUUUUGCUGCACAGGUAUCCCGUCAGGAGCUGCGGUGUGAUUCUCCUUUCCAAAUAUAAGACCCUUUAAAUAAUAAAGCACAUAAAUGUCAUAGAUGUUUCAGGACGAGGCCUCCCCAGCGGCUCUGAGCGACCUCUGCCUGACCUUUGUGAGCCAGAAUCUGGACUGGUUCUGCAUCAAGCGUCCCGAUGGAUCGCUGUGCUUUAGGGAGGCGGUGCUCUUCCCUCAGGAGCUGGCGGACCAGCUGCUCGCCAAGAUGGCAUCUGAAGGUAAACAUGGAGACCAGCAGAACACAGCAUGACACAUCUUUAUCACCGUAGAAUCACUGUUCUGAAUGCCAACGGAGUAGACUGAGAAAUGCAUGAAGUGAUAUCUUUCUGUCACCCUAUAUCAGACGAUUUGCUGAUGUUUUAUGGGACUGAUGAACUAAAUCUGUCAGCAUAAAACCAUUUUACAGUAAAUAUAAAUUAUCCUGUUAUAGUCCUGAACUAAUUAUAAAAGUACACAUAGUUAGUUCAUGCAAAAAACAUCACAGUGGAAGCUUUGUCAGGUUUUUCUCUGUUAUAAAACUCUUUGAAUCCCUCAGUUGCACCAGCGUCUGUGUUUUUUUAGUCUGUGUACGUGUCUCCCCCUGCAGGUCUGCUGAAUGACAGCACAGUCGGCGUGUUUCGUACCUGCGAGUACCUGCGUUUGAGGCGAGCGUGCGUCCGAACGGCUCGUAUCUCUGCAGAGGCCUUCCAGAAAGCUCUGUGUCCUCACAGGCUGCUGGAGCUGGACGCCGCCAGAGUCAACGCAGACCUCACCAUCCCCGACAUCCUGCAGGGCCUGGCCACCAACAAGUACUGUGAGGUAAAGUCAGAGCGUGUUUGCCUGCUGAAACAUGCACCCACCUGUUAUUUAGCUAAAAAAUAUUCAUCAAAUAACUGUAAAGGCUGCAUCAACCCAGGCAAAAAUAUCAGCCAGCAACAGCUUUUUUUUUGCAGGUGCAUGCAUUUUCUGGAUUUUCUGCCCUGCUUUGGAUUUUAUUUUGCGCAACCAUCAGCGAACCUUACAUCACCCUUUAGUCACGUUGUUGCCGCCCUAUUUAAAUGUCUCCCGUCCGUCUUUCCGCAGGAGUCUCUGCAGCGGCUCGUCCUCACAGGUCUCACCAUGUCAUCUCUGGAGGAGCCAAUCAGAUACCGGUUCAGCUCCCUCCGAGGCCUCCGCUCGCUCUCUCUGGCUAACGUGGAUUUCUAUGACUCAGGACUUGAGGAUGUUUGUUCUCUGCCCCGUCUGGAGAGUUUGGAUCUGUCCAACACGUCGGUCACCAACCUCAGCCCCCUGCUGGGCCUGAAGGAGCGUCUGCGCUCGCUCACUCUGCACCAGCUGAAGAGGCUGGAGAUGAGCACGGCUCAGCUGCUGGGGGUCAUAGGUCAGCUGGAUGCGCUGCAGGUCAGGAUGAAGGAAUUUAGUCUGCUGAUUUUGACAAUGUGCUGUUUUGUAGCGUUUUUCCAUAUGCAUAUGCAGAGAGAUAGCUUCAUGUGUGUACAGUGCAAGACAAAUAUUCCCGCAAACACGUUAAAAACCUCUGUCUGUGUGUCUGCUGCUUACCUUAAUAUGUGUGUGUAUCUGCGCACAGCACCUGGACAUCAGUGAUGACAAACAGUUCACCUCUGACGUGGCUCGUCAGCUGCUCGGUCAGCCGGGGAUUCUGCCAAACCUUGUGUCUCUGGACGUGUCAGGGAGGAAACAGGUGUGUGUGUGUGUGUUUUAUGUGUGUGCUUGUCAUUUGUGUUUUUCAUAUUGAACAUACCUGAUAGAGACAUGUUAUCUUUCACAUGUUACAGGUAACGGAUGCAGCAGUCAGAGCGUUUGUGGAGGACAGACCGGGGAUGACCUUCGUUGGACUUUUGGCGACAGACGCCGGGUUCUCUGAUUUCUUGUCUGGAGAAGGAAAUCUGAAGGUGUGUCUAUGCUCUUAAGUGAAGACGAUACCUGUGGAGGAGCUCAGGUGAGCUGAACUAACAGAGUCAUGUGUGUGUGAGCAGGUAACAGGAGAAGCCAAUGAGACGCAGAUCUGUGAGGCUCUACGUCGCUACAGCGAGAGGGAGGGAUUCGUGAGAGAAGCUCUGUUUCACCUGUUCAGCCUGACGCACGUCAUGGAGACGCCGCGGCCCGACAUCCUAAAGGUCAUAACACGAUAAAAGCUUGAUGUUUCUGUUCAGAUAAGUUCUCUAUUAAAACGUUACACAACCUCGAUUCCACAAGAGUGAGGGUGUAAAAUGUUGAUAAAAACACAAUUUGAUUGUUUGCAACUUGUUUCUCAAAAGUAGUUAAAGCAUCAUGUUUCUUCAUCUGUGUCAUCAGCUGGUCUUUCACUGAUUAGUUUGUCAUUGUCUUGCUGAAAUAUGAAGGUCUUCCCUGAGAAAGUCAUUGUCUGGGUGGCAGCUUUUUUUUCUCCUAAACCUAAAUCAGGUCCAUCCAGUCUUGAUUCAGGACCUCCAGCUGAUUUUUAGCAUUACGCAACUUUGUACCUGUCUGGUUGUUCCUCUAACAACUUUUUACAAUCAAAUUUAACAUGAACAGAUCUUUUUCACAACACAUUAAACCUGUUCAGUUUCAUCUUCUGACUUCAUGUUCAUACCCUUUAUUUCGGCACACUUUCUCACUCUCUGCAGCUGGUGGUGUUGGGGAUGAAGAAUCAUCCCGCUACGCUGAACGUGCAGCUGGCGGCAAGUGCGUGUGUGUUCAACCUGACCAAACAGGACCUGGCUGCAGGGAUGCCCGUCAGGCUGCUGAGCUCCGUCACUCAGCUGCUGCUGGAGGCCAUGAGGACCUUCCCCAACCACCAGCAGGUACCUUCACUUCUCCAGUGAUUUCACAAAACGAGACUGGCGCAUUAGCUAAAGCAGAAUUUAGUUUUUUUUUUUUAGCUUUUUAUGCACACAAACACACAUGAAUGCAGCAUUAGACAUGUCCCUCCUCAGACCCCCCGCGAUCCUCUCUCCUCCAUCAGCAGUCAGAGCCUUUAAGCACUCCUGAGCGGCGGGUCUGUCAUUAUGUCCAGUUCAACAAGACCUCAGAGGACUGUGACGUACUUUGUUUCCUCAAAGAGCUGGAGUGCACCAGGCCCAGGUGCAGCUCCUCUAGCUGAUGAUCCUCAAACCAAGACCCCCCCCCAAUUACACACAACAACAAAGACAGGCAUUCAUCAGCCUGAUGGAGGAGUUGUUAACCGUUAAUAAAAUGUUUGAAUCAGCUGCAGAAAAUCUAAUGUUUCCUGCUCAGACGCAGCUCUGAAGUUGGAAAAAAUCCAAUCAGCCAUGAUCUUACAUCUGAGUUCACAUUUGGUGUUGUCUGUUCGCAGCUGCAGAAGAACUGUCUGCUGUCUCUGUGCAGCGAUCGCAUCCUGCAGGAGGUUCCCUUCAACAGGUGAGAAAAACGUAAUGAACUGUAGUAAGGUUAGGGUCUUUUUAAGAGCUUUUUAAUGGUUAAAGGUCUUUAUAGAAAUGAAUUGAAGUGUUCAUCAGAGUAAUAUAGGUGGGAAUCUGAAGUAAAAUGAGAUCACAUCACAAUCACAUUUUUCCCUCCCUGUUCUGUUUUUCAGGUUUGAAGCAGCCAAACUGGUGAUGCAGUGGCUUUGUAACCACGAGGACCAGAACAUGCAGAGGAUGGCGGUUGCGAUCAUCUCCAUACUGGCUGCUAAGGUAAAUCUCUGUCAUGUAUUCAUGUGACAUGUGCUGUUUUUCCUCUUUAACCUCUGUGACCUCUGUUUUUCAGCUGAGCACAGAGCAGACAGCUCAGCUGGGAGCAGAGCUGUUCAUCGUCAAGGUACAGUCUCAACUUACUCCCUCCUCUUUAACAUUUAUUAAUUUAUAACAAACAUUCGGAAUAAAAACAUCUUCCUCCUCUUGCAGCAACUCCUCCAAAUCGUGCGUCAGAAGGCGAAUCAGGGCGUGGUGGACGCCACGUUGAAGUUCACCCUGAGCGCUCUCUGGAAUCUGACUGAUGAGUCGCCGACAACCUGCAGACACUUUAUCGAGAACCAGGGCCUGGACCUGUUCAUCAAAGUCCUUGAGGUCUGUACACACACACACACAUAUUAAAGACAAGAAGAAAAACUUCUUUUUCCUGCACUAAAAGGAGUGAUCCUCAGAAAAAUCUGCACCAUUUUUUUCUUAUCUUGUAGAUGAUUAAACUGUGGAUGUUUUUAUCCAUCCAGUUGUGUGUCACUUUUCUUGUGACAAAAACAUUUUUACUCACCCACAUAUAAGUAAAUUUCCGAGUUAUGUUCCCAUCUGGAUAAAGUUUCUCAUCAGGGCUCACUCUGAAGAGUGACAUUAAAACAGCAAUAUUGAAGCUCAGUAAGGAGCUUCCUGGGAGGAUUUUCAGAGUAGAUACACAUCAAGAAGUUUAGUUUCACAGCUUCUGUUUUUCUUUUUGGAGGUCUGACUCAUUGUUUUCCUCCCACAGUCUUUCCCUAAUGAGUCCUCCAUCCAGCAGAAGGUUCUGGGCCUGCUGGUAAGUAUAUGGCUCUCUCUUCUCUUCUCCCUUUUUUAAUAAUCUGACUUCAGUCCCAGUGUAAGCCCUGACGUUUCCUCCCUGUGCAUGUGUGUGCAGAACAACAUCGCCGAGGUGGGGGAGCUGCAUGUGGAGCUGAUGGUGCAGAGCUUCCUGGAUCACAUCAGCACUCUGCUGCACAGUCCGGAGGUGGAGGUGAGCUACUUCGCUGCAGGGAUCCUGGCUCAUCUGACAUCCCGGGGGGAGGACGCCUGGACACUGAGCCCCGAGCUCAGAGCAUCUCUGCUGGAGCAGCUGGUAGGAACCAACACAUCACACAACACACACCACAGUCUGAAUACUGGAUUCUGAUUGGUCCAUGAGCGUGAGAACAACUAAGAGCUAGAUUAGUAAUCUGCUGUUACGUCUCUGCACUCUCUGGUUAGGGCUGCACAAUAUUAGAAAAAACAGGCACUGUCACGUGUUUUCUUUCUGCAAUAUACACUGUGAUAGGAGAAAAUACAGGUCAUCAAACCACAUGCGGUGGGUCGAAUUAAAAAUAAUCUCUUUCGUUUUUAGCAACAGUUUGAAUUUUCCCCGAACAAAAGAAAACGUAUCUCUUAUUUUUACCACAUUUGGUUCAACUCUUUGCCUGCAGAUCUGACACUUGACCUGCAUGAGAUGUAAUAACCUUUUCUAGUAUAUCAAUAAAUUUGGCAAAUAAAUAAGAAUCAAGAUGCCCGAAUAACUCAAAUUUUCUGUUAUCUUUAUGCUGUUGGUGUUUCGCACAUUUUCUGUGUUUGCAACACCAACUUCUAGAUGCAUGCAAGAAGCAGUUUUUUCUCUCCUAAAUUGUCAACAGUUAAUGUAAGGUCAGCUGUCAAACACAGUCUGUCACAGCUUCAAAAUGGAGUAAAAGUUUGACCUUGAUACAAGGUCAUUCAUCUAACAGGUCGAAUGUGAAUACAGGGAGAGAAAAGUAGAUUUGUUUUUACUGCGAAGCUUCAUGAAUGCAGCUGCUGGUAUAAAUGAAAAAAUGUCCAUUAUCAGGAAUAAUGAUGGAUACCUUCAAUGAUCUGAAGCUAUAUCCUACAUCCUUUCUGCUCAGAAACACUGACAGCUGUCUCUGUGAAACCUGUAAAUGAGUUUCUCACCCGUGUCUCUCCUCAGCACGCUGUCAUCACUAAGUGGCCUCCCCCUGAGUGUGAGAUGGUGGCGUACAGGUGAGAGACAAACUCUCUGCAGUUAUACACUCUUUGAUCAAAGCAUGCAGCAUGAUCAUGUGACCUACAGAUCAAACUCAUUUAUUUUUAAUGUGUGGCUCUGCAGGUCCUUUAACCCUUUCUUCCCCCUGCUCGAGUGUUUCCACACCCCUGGGGUGCAGCUGUGGGCUGCCUGGGCCAUGCAGCAUGUCUGCAGCAAGAAUGGUGAGACUCCAACACACAUAUACACACAGAACCACUCAUCAGUUGUGACUCUACAUUGUUCAUUCCUCAUGCUCCUCCUCCCGUGCGUGUUUCCGCAGCGGCUCGGUACUGCAGCAUGUUGCUGGAGGAGGGCGGCCUGCAGCAGCUGGAGCUGGUUCACACUCACCCUCAGACGCACAGAGACGUCCGGCUGCUGGCCGAGAGCAUCCUUGAGAGUCUGCAGCGCCACCAAGCACGCACUGGCCAGCUUGCACACACACAGUGCAGCCGCCGCCCACCACCGCCACCACCACCGCCGACACAGUGACAUCACAGCGAGGUGGUCUGCUACUUCAGACUCAUCUCAGCUGCAGGUCUUUAGUUCUGUUUUCUGUUGGAGGACAAACACACAACACUCUAUGUGUCUGUUACACACUUCAGCUAGAAUCCCCUAAAGGGAAAAGACUGUGUGAUUCCUCCUGCACAAACACACACACACACACACACAUGAACUCACACACACAUACGUACACUAUUUAUAUUUCUGUGUUUGUUUCAAAACAAAAAUAUUUGUGUGUGUUUGGAGAGACUGAAAUCACCAGGGAAUUUUUGAGUCAGUAGACAUGACCUCAAUGUGAGGUGUGUGAUGUCAUCACAAUGACCUUCGACCCCCUGCAGCUCCUGUGUCACUGGGUGCUCUGGUGGUCUGAACUGGAGUAUCAGCCGAUAGAUAAAUGCAUGUGGCUGCUGAGCGCAAAGCAUGCUGCAGUCUGGAUGUUCAGGAAUGUCUGCUUGUGUUUUCAGCCGUGCUGUGUUCACUGACCCCUCCUUUAAAUCAGCUGGUGUUUGGACAGGACUCUUAAUGCUGGAGACGCUGAAGAUGCAACAUAAAGAUGAGCAAAGUGCUGAACGUAUGAGAAGAAUCAGAGAAACACGCCAAGGCCCAGUCAGGACUCAGAGUUAAAAAUCGUCACAAAGAGGAUUUUUACAAUAACUGAACAGACAGUGACAAUGAUAACAUCAUAUCUGACUGAAUGUCGUCUGUGGACAGAGAUGGUAAUAAUGCUGAGGUCAGUACAGUCAUAGAGAAUGGAUGUAAAAGUACAGAUUCUCAGUUAAAGUGUUUAUGCGCAACCUAAAUUCUGUAAGAGUCGUGACGCUGUGUAAAAGCAGAAUUUAAUGGUUUGCAAAGUCCUGAAGAGUCCUGCUGCUAAACUGGCCUGCCUGCAGUCCUGACUUGUCCCCUAUUAAAAAACAUUUCGAGCAUCAUAACACAAAAUGGGACAAAGGAGACCCUGAACUGUUGAGCAGCUGAAAUCCUCUAUCAGGCAUUAAUGGGACAACCUUUCAGUUUCCAAACUCCGGGAACAGGACAAUAAAACUCUCCAGUUUCAACAUCUGGUAUGUUUUUUUGGCACUAUUUUCAUAUUUAUAUGGACUUUUGAUGAUUCACAGACUAUCAAAUUCUGCUCUCACAGCAUGCCAGUCUUACAGACCUGGGGUUGUAUGAUGGCCGAGCGUGUGUUUGUGUAUAUGAGGAGGUAGCUGCAUGUUACAGAGUGCGUGUGAUCUGUAUAUAACAGAGAGAGAAAGAAAACAUGUUUGCUGAGGCUGCACGUAAAUGAUGUUACUGUUUGUUUUGUUUUCUGAAAAAGAACGAGGGAAGAGGAAAAGAGACAAGCAUUCACUGAGGGGAGGGAAGAUCCUGUAUUGCUGAUGUUAUGCUUUGUGUCUGUUAAUACUCUGCAGCAGGAAGAACAGGUGUACAUGCAUGUUAAACGGAGAACAGAAAAAGAGCAACGAUCAGACCUCAGCUUAUGUCAGUGUUUCUGUAAAUCAGCUAAUGUUCUGAACAUUAGACUGAUCUCAUCACAGGUAACUCAGCUGUUCUUAAGUAUUAUGAUCAGAUUGAAGCAGACAGGUUUGAGCAAAAUCUUUAAAUAUGCUGUUAAAAAAACUAAUUUAAAAUUAUGUUUUUUGGUCUGAACCAUAGACUGUAUGUACUAUGGACAAUUUGGUUCCGCCUUCUGCCUGUAUAUGGAUUUAAAGCCAAAACGCCCAUAGGCUGUAUCAGGUGUCAAUCAUAGAAAACAUGAACCCCCUAAUAACUUUUAAAAAUGGAGCUUCACAGAAAAAAGAGGACUUGAGCACAAACCAGUCUUACAAUAACUACAUGUCAACAUCACAAGCAGGGGGAAAAAAAAUUAUGUUCUGUGUAAUCAAUUUCUAAAGUUUGUCCACAGCUCCAUAAGCUUUGCUGGCGGAGGUGGAAUUUAUGACAUAUACUGCAGCCCGUCACCAGAGGGUGCUGUUCUCUGAGUGGCUUCACCCAGAGAGGAGGCAGACUGUCCAUUCUUUAUACGGUCUAUGGUUUCAACAAAUACAAAAAUGGCCAAACAUGAAGUAUUUAAUCAAAAGCAGAGAUAAAUCUGUACAUGUUCAUGGAUUUUGGUGUCCCCUGUGGACAGAGUGUGUAGUCCUGUAGAGCCCAGGUAAUGUAGAAAGGGUUAUAUAAAAAGAUCAAAAGAUGUUACGCAGACGUAGAUCUGCCCAUACAUGUGUAUCAUCAUACGAAACCACAUUGGCUAGCUAAACCAGUGCACCUAAAGAGAUGGCUAUGAAACAAGACAAGUCCCAGUCUGCUCAGAUGUAGCAAAAAUUAUAAUCACAAUUACUUUUAUCAAUAUUGAGUGUCUAUUUAAUAUUUAGAAGAUCUUUUGUACCCACAGCCAUCAGACUGUUACAAUUCUUCUGUAAAUAGUAGAUGACAUGAGACUACAGACAACUGAAUUUCCCUGUGGGGUAAAUCAAGUUUUUAUCUUAUGAAACAUAUUAACUUGUGUUUCAUAUCUUUAAAUACAAAGAUGUAUACCAGCUUUAUAAUAAUAGAUGGUGUUCUUUGCAACACACUUGCAUUAAAAUAUAAAUAUUAAAGGUGGAUACGUGGAUAGUUUAUCAAUUCUGAACAUCAGAGAGGUAUAGUGGUGCUCAGAUCAAACCGAGAGGACUGUGAUUGGUUUUGAUAGGCUUCGAUUUUCCGGCUGAAAUUGAAAGAGCCUUAUCCUCCCGUCUGACGAUACAAGGUUUCGCAGAGAAAAACCAAGGGUCAAAGUAGUCAGGCAGAUUUGAUCCAAUCAGAUCACUUUCAUCUGGUUGACUUUUGAACCAUGACAGAUAUGGUAAAGGAAGAACAGAAAGAAGUUUGACCCUGCAUGACAGAAAUGAAACAGAGAGUCCCAAAUCUGGUCAUUCUGAUUCAGUUUAAACCUUUUGAACAGCUGAUCUCCAAACUCAGAUUGUUUGUGUUUUUAACACGCCUGAUCAUGUCCAAACCUCCCCUGAUGAUGAUGAAGAAGAUGGAGGACAGGUACUUCAGGAGUGUGUGUGUCACACUGCUGAGCGUCUGGUUAACGUUCUGAAAUAAAGAAUGUAAACUCAGAGAGGGUGUGUGAGUGUUUUAUUACAAACAGCAGCUUCCCAUGAAAUUAAGUAACGUCAUCAAUAAGUUCAUUUCUAAAAAUCAGAGAGUUGUUUGACCAGUAAAAGAUCAUCCUCAAAGUGGAUGUGUGUUUAUGUGUGUAUGUUUAGUGUCACUUUCCAGUGUAUCGAGGGGGUCUCUUCUCUAUGAAAGCUGCCAUCCCUUCCUGUCUGUCCUGUGUCGGGAUCACCUACAGAAAGAAAUGAUCUGACUCCACACAGCUUCAGCUUUCAUUUAAAUCACCACCUGUUCACUACAUGAUCCCUUCUUGUUUUGGGAAUCAGGUUAAAAGAAACAACAUCUCACAGAAAAUAAAAGGCUCACCUGCGCGUAGCACAUCCUCUCUAUAGCCAUAGCUGAACUUAUGUUCACCUGCAGGAAACACACCUCAGUCACAUGGCUUAUAAUCCAGAAAUAAAAACAGUCUGUAAGAGUGGAUGUACCUCUACUCCUCUGUUCAUUGCCUCUUUGGCCUGACGCACUGCCAGCGGGGCCUGAAGAUACACACAAAAGGUUUCAGGAGAAAACAGGUGAUCAGUGUGGUGUUACACUGGAAAAAAACUCAAAUCUCAGCAAGUUUGUUUCUUUAAUAUCAAAAAGUUCAAGAGAAGUUAGGGUUAGGUUAGGGAAGUUGUGGUUUGUCAUUGUCUUGCUGCAGUUUGAAGGUCUUCCCUUAAAAAGUCAUUGUCUGGAUGGCAGCGGCACAUGUUGCUCCUAAACCUGUAGAUAUUGUUUGGCACUAUUGUAGCCUAGACAGGAGGAUGUAGAGUCCAUUGUUCACAGAAAGACUGUCAGAUUUUGUACUGUAGAUGACGUUUUUCAGCUGUUCUUUUUUUUUAGCAUGACAACUUUUUACCUGUUUGGUUGUCCCUCUUUUAAUUUUUAGAAACAUGUUGCUGACAUCAAAUUUAUAAUGAAGAAAGGGCAUUUUUUUUUCAGUCUCAACAUUACACAUGCCUCUUUUCACAAUUUUGAAUUAAUUAUAGCCUUUAAAAUGUUUGCAAACCAUUAGAUUCUGCUUUUUAUCAACAUUUUACCCUGUACAGUUUUGCAGAACUAUUAGCUGUGACCUCCAAACUGUAUUUUGUUUCUGGCUGUGAACUCAGUCAAAUGAAGCAACUUCUGUAUUUCCCCUGUAACCACAACAAGCUCAUUCUCUCUAUAUAGUACUUUAAUGCAAACUACAGUCAGUAAAUUCACAUCAACUCUUGUGUGUGUGUGUGUGUUUACUCUCCACUUGACUGGAUCUUCAGCUCUGAACUGCAGCAUCUGAACUGAAGCGAAAGAAGCAAGGAAUGACAGAGGCCUGAAGAGGAGAACACAGAGCGAAGAGUGGAAGAGGAGGAAUGGGUGUGUGUGUGUUUAUGGUGUGUAUGUGCAUGUGUGUGUGCACCCUGACCUGCGGGAGGAUCUCUCUGGCCAGGCUCAGAGCUUCUCUGUAGGCAGCGUCUCCUGUCUGAUUCUGAUCCACUGAUCUGUUUACAAGACCCAUCUGUAGGGCUGAGAGCCCCCCUACACACCUCCCUGAUUACAGAGGGAGAACGAGGAGAGAGGGGGAAGAGUGAGGGAGCCUCCUGAGUCUGCAGCAUCUCUGUCACUUAUCUGGAAAUAUCUUCGAGGAUCCUGUUAUGUGUCUUUGUUUCUGAUAAGUCCUCCUAUAGUUUUGUAAUAUUUCUGUCAAACCUCUUUAUUGUUACAGCCUUGUUUCAGUCAUGAUUCAGUGAGUAAAAAGGCCAGAGGAAGUCAUGUGUUCUCAGUGGCCAGGUGCUCUAAAGAGCAUUAAUCAUGAAAAAGGACAAAUACUGCAAAUCAAUAUCUAUAUAGAUUCAUAUCUUUAUAAAUGGAUAACUAUAACAUUUCUGAAAUGUUUUGAACAGGUUCAAUACAUUUUUUCAAUAUUUCUAAAAUAUUUCUUUGAAUGUUUCUUGAGUAUUUUUAAGUUGUAUUUUUUAAUGUUACUAUAGUGAAAUGAAAUGUUUCUGUUUCUGUUUUAAAUGUCAGUUUCUCACCUGUAAAGAUGAGCUCUUUGGCCAGAGUGAUCCCGAUCGUCCUCGGCAGACGCUGACUGCCCCCUGCAGGACAAAGCAGGUGAAGGUCAACCUAUCACAGUAGUUCUGACCCCCUCCUCCUCAUGUUAUACUCUGCAGGUGUGUGCGUGUGUGUGUGUGUGUGUGUGUGUGUGUGUGUGUGUGUGUGUGUGUGUGUGUGUGUGUGUGUGUACGCUUGCAUGCGUACAUGUGUUUGUGUGCUCAUGUAUGUGCAUAUUACCAGCCCCUGGGAGCAGACCCCGUGUCGUCUCAAUCAGUCCCAUCUGAGCUGAGGAUGCUAAGACAGAAACACAGAGGACAAUGAAGGUUAGGGAUACACACACAAACACACAAGCACACACACUAACCCAUCAUAGCUCAGCCAAUAACAGAGCGGUGUAACCAACCAGAGAAGGACCCAGCUCCGUGAACAACUGGACAGAUGUGUGUUUGUUUAUCAGCAGGAAGUUGUUAAUGACACACACACACUCAGCAACAACAAAUGUCUUGGUCUCUGUCAGCUUUUACUAAAGCUAUCCUCAGGUUUAAAGACUCUCUGGUCGCUACACGUUACUCUCCUUGAACAGUUCAAGAUGGUAACACUUUUCAACAGUCCUCAGACUGAUUCUUAUGUUAAGGAUGUUUCUCUGCUUCAUGUCAGGCAGUCUCCUCUCCACCAGACUGUUGCUUUGGAGAACAGACCGAUCAGAUCAGAGUAGACCGAUCAGAUCAGUUCAAUGUAUUCAGUGGCAGUAAGAAGAUUUGAAGCUCACUGAAGCUCACCUGCAGUGCGGAGGUCGCAGGCUAAGGCGAGCUCCAACCCCCCUCCCACAGCAACACCGUCCACCGCUGCGAUGGUCGGCAUGGGCAACAAGGCUGCAGGAGGAGAGGAAGGAGAAAUCAAGACUGUUGAGUUCUGCACAGUCAAGUUUGUAUCAAAUCAAAUCAAAGACAUUCAUUUAUCUUUUUGGAGCUUCAUUUCUGUAAAAGGAUCAGUACUUUUAUAUUUAUUCAUAAAUUAAUGAGUAAUAAAGCCAAUAAAUAACAUCAUGACCUCUGACCUAUCUGUGUCAUAAGGGAUCUGAGGCCGUGAACAAACAGAUCAGACUCUGUGUGAUCCAUCAGAGCACGCUCCUUCAGGUCUGCUCCUGUUAGAGAAACACACACAAACGCACACCUGGCUCUGUGUUUACCUGUGGUACAUCAUCUCACACACACAAAUACACAGACACACACAAAGUGAAGUCUCACCUGCGCAGAAAACACCUGGAACCAGACUCCUGAAGACGACCACACGAGCUGCUGAGUCAGAGGACAGAGAGGACACCAGCUCCCUCAUCUGUACACACACACACACACACACCGUCAGAGAGAGCUUGUGUGUGUGUUUGGUGUUGUGUGUGUGUGCAUGUGUGUUUCUGCAUGUGCUCACCUGUGACACAAACAUGUGUCCCAGAGCGUUUCUGGCUUUCUGUCGACACAUGAGGACCUCCACAAUCCCUGACAGACACAAACUGUUUAGACAGAAUUUACUGGUUCUGAUGGAUUCAAGAGGGUUAAUCAUUGUAUGAUGAACGAUUACUCUGUACAGUCAUUCUUAGGGUUGCAAAAUUCUGGAAAUUUUCAAAGCUGGAAACUUUCCUUGGGAAUUAAUGGGAAUAUAUGGGAAUUAACGGGAAUAUGUGGGAAUUAACGGGAAUAUGUGAGAAUUAACGGGAAUAUAUGGGAAUUAACAGGAAUAAAUCUGAAAUUUACAAAAUUGAAGGUUGGCUCUCAACAGGGAACUUAAAUAUAGUUGGGGGAAAUAUAUUGUAGCAUAAUCUUUGCUAAAACAACCAGAUUUAAUGCAAGUACACUCCUCAAUCACAUGCACAGAUGAUUUCUUGAACCCUGGAGGCCACACUUUUGAGCCCAAAGCACAAGACAUUUGAGCCCACCGACUAUAUAAAGUCAAGUAAGUUUUGAUAAUAUUAUGGGGUAAAUAUAUUUGAUCUAUAAUAGUAUUAAUAUUUAACUUGCAAAAAUCAAAUAAAAAUAGGGGCUAAAUGUAAGAUAUUUUUUAUUUCAUUGACCAUAUAAGGGGCUAACUUAUUAUGGUGGUGGUAGCUACCUCAAAUGUGAUGCUGUUACUUCUGACUCCUGCAAGACAGUUUUCUGUAACCAUACAAUAAUUUAUACAUCAACUGUCAAAUAUUUUGAAGACCAUUCCAGUUGUUUAGCCAACUAUAUUUCUGUUCAUGCCAUUGUUCAUUGCCAUUACUUGUAUUAUUUUGCAUGGAUGUCUGCUUAUGACAAAACAAAAAUAUUUACAUUUAUGUUCAGAGAUGAUACAGUUAGUUUUAAUUACCCCCAAUUUCCAGUUAAUUCCCAUUAAUUCCCAAUAAUUCCCAUGUAAAGUAUCCAAUUUGGAAUAUUUCAAAAAUUCUCAAGUUUAACUUCCCAUGGAAAGUUUCUGGAAAUUUUCCGCCCCUUUGUAACCCUGGUCAUUCUGUACACUUUCAUUCUGCUUGUUGACACUGUGGCAAAUAUGCUGAGGUUUCAAGCUCUGACUUGUCCUCUUACUUCCUGUGAAGACAUUACACUCUCUCCAGACUUCAACACUCCCAUGCAACUCAACACAGGUUAAAUAUUACAUUAAUGAAGCAUCCAAAAGUUAUCCAUUUCUACCAGCUAUGGGAGUUUCAUCUGUUUUUUCUACAAAAGUGACCCUAAAGUAAGUUCAAACAAUCAAAUACAACAAGCUGCAGAGCUUAAGUGUGUUUCCCUGCACACCUGAACUGUGUUUCUGUACAUUAAGUUUGUCUUCACAGCUUCACUCUGUGUCUACAGCCUAACUCAGACUGUCUCCACGGUAACCUCUGCGUGUUCUUACCGUCGUCCUCUCCCUCUAAACGUCUCAGAUCCACCUCCAGCGGAUCCACAGCCUCCGUAUGCUGCCCGCGGCUCUGUGCGGGACUGAACGCCGUCAGAGAUCCCGCACAGAGCCCCGCUCCGCACCGGGGGGUCGGGGCGGAAGUUUGUUCGCGUGUUUCGCGCAAAAUGAGACGCAGACACGUCUUGGAUGAGUUGCCGAUCCUCGGCAGUCUGCGGAGGAGCGCUGACAUACUGACAGUCUGUUUCUUUACGCUCUGUCUGUGCAGACCAUGGUGCAGACACAGGAAGUUGGUAGGCCACACGUGUUUCAUCCAAUCAGAGAUGACGCUCAGACUUGGACUGUAAACUUGACUGGUUCACAUGUAGACAGACAGUCUGGAGUUUAUUCAGGAAAACGCAGUUUUUGUGAGAGUAUUUCUGACAUAUGUUAUAUUCAACACCAAACACAGUCUCCUUUAAUUGGGCGUGUAAUGUCUAUAGCUUUGUGAAUGAACAGUUAGGGGAGAGUGGGGUAAGUUGAGCUAAAGGGUAAUUGAGCCACCCCCUGUUGCUUGGAAAUGGUAAAAGAAAUUGAUCAUGUGACCAAAUAUUUAGGAGAUGGGCAUCAAUUCAUGUAGUCUGUGAACGUUAGAAGCACAUGGGUGAAGGGGUUAGACAUUUAUUUACAAGAAACAUUUUUCACUCUUGAAAGUGAACUUAGUCUGUCAUAAGUUUGAUUAGAAUUGUGCUUAGACCAAAAAAGAUCAUUUUAAAUUUGUUUUAUACAUCAAUUGUGGUAUCUAUGAGCUAAAACAUGAGGUCAAAAACCUAUAAAAGUCCACCAUUUUAGCUUAGAGGACUAAUAAAGUCAUAAUAGUCGUUCUGGGGUAAGAUGAGCCUGAACUAAGAAAGUAAAUAAGUCUGAUGAGAGGAUCAGAGUUUCAGUUCAGAUUGCUGAACUGUGUUACUUUGUCUUAUCAGAACUACAGCUGUGAAUGCUCUAAAUCACUUAAAGACAUUCUCAUGUUAAAAUGGCUUUUUACAAAACAGCUUUUUAGCAGUUAUAUGUAAUAAUAAUAAAAAGAACUAUUGUACCAGUUGAAUAGCGUAUAAUAAAUAAAAAUACACAAGAAUGUGAAGAAGUGACUGUUAUUUAGGGAGAGAGAAGGGGAGGGAGGGCUGGGGUGGAGAGUGGGGAGGUAGUCGGGAUAUGGCUCAACUUACCCCGCUCCUAUGGUCAACUCACCGCAUACACGGGGUAAGUUGACCAUAGGAGAGCACUUUAUUUUUGCAUGCUAUAUUAUCAAGACAGUUAUGUUUAAACUCAUUCUGUUGGUUUGCAGGGAUGAACAACAUCUUGAAAUAUAUGCAGAUUCACUAGUUAGAGACAAAACUAUGAUUGACUUGAUGUAGUGAUCCCAAAUAUGAAAAAUGGCUCAUCUUCCCCCACUCUCCCCUGUAUGAGCAGCAUUUAAAGAACAUAAAAUCAUAUCAGUAAAUGUAGAACAAGCUCAAGAUUUCAAGAAAAUUAGUGAUAGUAUUUGACAAGAGAAUUAAGUAGUUUGUGCUGUAUUAAAUUAUUAUUAGGCCUCUAGCCUACCCCUUACUCCUCCUCCCAUGUUCAUUUAAAUGUUUCAAUAGAAAUUAGCGUAUUUAGCUGAACAAUAUAUACAAGUUUAGCAGCAACAUAUGCUACCAUCCAGACAAUGACUGUUUCAGGGAAGACCUUCGUAUUUCUGCAAAACAAUGUCAAACAGCAUUUUGCAGGGAUUACAACAGCAUGGCUCUGUAUUAGAAGAGUCCUGCUGAUAAUCUUGCCUGCAUGCAGUCCUGACUUGUCACCCAUUUAAAAGAUUUGGAGCAUCAUGAUACAAAAAAACAGGACAAAGGAGACCCUGAACUGUUGAGCAGUUCAAGAAUGGGACAACAUUUGACUUUCCAAACUCCAGAAACUGGUCCCUUGGGUUCACUUAUGUUUAAAGAGUGUAACCCUGGAACUACUUUUUUCCCAUCAAAGAAUAAAACAUUUCAGUUUGACCAGAAAUAACUAAAUUAACAUAUAUUGCCUCCUAUAUUGCAUGUUGCAGUCUCUCACUAUGUCAUGACAUUCUUUGUAUUAAGUUUCAACAAACAUUUUGCUACAUACAGCUACAUUUUAACUGGAGGGAAUAUAGCUCUGAAUAUCCAAACACUGUUAAGACUAUCUUGGGCAGUGUUUGGUUUAAACACUGAAACCAUACACUUCUGUUUUCUUUCUCUCUCUCUGUCUUUCUUUUACUAUGACCCAAAUCCAUUGUAAUGUUGACACUCUGUGUAAUCUUGAUACUAAAAUGCUGAAGACUACUUCUUAUUUCUUAGUCUUAUUCCUGUCAAAGGGGAGUUUUUUAUUUCCUAGUACUGCUCACUGUUUGACUCAGAAACAUUCAGAUAUUGUGAAAGCUAAAUUUCUUCAUCUGUGUGUCUCCCACAGACUGCUCAGCAGUAAGAAACUGCAGCACUUUGUUUCAACAAUGAAACCAGUGCAGGGGUGUCUGUAUCACCUCCACUAUCCAGCAGAGGGUGUCAGUUUGAGUGGAAGUCUAUGAGUAUAUGGUAAGACUUUUUAGCUGAUUUAAUACUGCCUUAAACCUUUUCUCAACAGGUUUAUUUUCUAAAUCUUCUGUUAACAAUCUUCUAGAACACUGCAUGAUGUUCAUUUUUUACAUUAUGCACCUAUUUAAAGCCAAAGAGACCAAAAAAAUAUAGGGAAGGAUUAUCCUUACAGGGAUAAAAUGCAAACAAAGUGUCCUUUGGUUCCUCUUUUAGUGGAUAAAAUGUAAACAAAGUGCUUUUUCAGGCUCUUUUAGCAAAUAAUGUAUAAACAAAAUGUCCUUUGGUUCCUCUUUUAGUGGAUAAAAUAUAAAUUAAGUGCUUUCAGGUUGAUGUUUUAAAUUGGAGAAAAAUGAAAAAAAGUGUCCUUUGGUUGUACUUUCAGUACUAAUAUAUAACUUGGGUGCCCUCUAGUUACUCAUUUAGCAAUCAAAUAUUAACAAAGAGUCCUCUGGUUGCAUUUUCAAUUUAUAAAUGAACAAAGUGCCUUUAAAUGCUCUCUUUUAGCAUAUUAAGUGCAAAAGUUCCCUAAAUGACUCUUUUAACAUAAAAUAAUGUGUCCCCUACUUGGCAAAUGAAAUGUGAACAAACAACAUGCCUUAUGGUUGCUUUUUUAGCAAUUAAUUGUGAACAAAGAACUUUUUUCCACCCAAAAACUCUAAAAAGUGCCUUUUAAAAUGUUAAAACAAAAUGCCCUGUAAACAAAGGAUCCCUUGUUGCUCUUUUAUUAAAAAAAAAAAAAAAAAAAAAGGAAAGCAAAAUGCCCUCUACCUGCUCUUUAAGUGGUAAUAAAAAGUAAACUAAGUGCCUACUGGUUACUCUUUAAAUUGGAUUAAGUGUAAACAAAGUGCCUCUCAGCUGCUUUAUUUAGUGGAUAGAAUGUAUAGAAGCUGGGUUUUGUUAACUUUUAAGCACAUUAAAUGUAAACUAAGUGUUUCAGGUUGCUCUGUUUGCAAACUGAAUGUAAAUAAAGUACUUUUUUGCUCUUUGAUACAUAAAAUGUAGCUCAAGAGCCCUCUGGUUACUGAUUUAGGGAAAAAAAAGAUGUAAAAUACCAAACGGCCUCAAGUACUGUUUUAGAAGAUAAAAACAUCCUGAGUGACUCCCCUUCUCAUGCACAGUCUAUGGUCAGCAGGUUGAGGCCGAGUUUUCCAUCUCUGGACUCAUGUCUAGCCUGACUCUGCAUUAUUGAUCAGCUCAUUACAGGUUACACAAUCACACAGUCAGACUGGGACAGUGACAGACAUACAGUGUCAGCCAGUGUGUCUGAUGCCAAAAUUGAACAUUUAUGAAACAUUACUGAGUAAUUUUAGCUAUCUGGUUUAUAUCCGUCAGAUAAGUUUAAUCAUUACUCAGUGGUAUCUCAUUUCUGACUCAUCCCUGUGAACAUCAGUGCAGCUGCGGCUUUGCAGUGACUCACAUACUGAGAUGCAGACUGAUAAGUGCCGAGAGUGGUCACGACAAAAUUCAGGUAGAUCUGAUCUCAGACAGGUGAGAUAAAACAUACAGAAAGAAAGGAGACACACACUGAGAGGUAAACCGAGAGACAUUUAAAUUCAAAUGUUCAGACCAACAGGUAAACAGAGAUGUGUCGGUCCUGCGUCACUCCCAGGAUCUCUGAGGUUCUAGUUUAAGGAGAUGGGAUGGGGCCUGAUGUCCUACUAUUCUCAGGUGUAACAGGUCUGAGAUGGACAACACACGCACUCACAAACAAAGACACACACACACACACUUAUACACAUGACAUCUGAUGUCUGACAGAGACGGAGACUGAUCCUGACGGACUGUGACAGACAGCCAGACUGUUCCUGUCACACACACAUACACACCUACAGAGGUCAUGGUUACAUUUAAUCUCCUUGAUAAGGACAAAAGAAGGAAAGGGAAAGGAGAUUUGUUUUCAUCUACAGGCUAGAAGAAUAUGAUUGAAGCUGUAAACAUAAAAAAUGAUUUGUAAAUAGAUGAUUAAUAUUGCAUAGCAAACCACAAAGCUGUCCCUCAUAUGAGGCUGCAGGGGACACCAAUUUAUAGGGUGCACUGGAGGUGUGUCAGGUGUUGU